Messenger RNA from Lactuca saligna, 2488 nucleotides. The record is from the annotation of a GenBank genome assembly. NCBI's taxonomy places the organism in Eukaryota, Viridiplantae, Streptophyta, Magnoliopsida, Asterales, Asteraceae.
AUGGCAUCAUCUCCAAAUCCUACUGAUCAGAACUUCAUUGUAGUGGAUUUCCACUACAAUGGUCAGUUUGCACCCAAUCCCUUAGUUUACUUUGAUCCCAACAGAGCAUCAGUGCGAGAUGUUGACUUCAGUGGGUUUGGGUAUGAGCAAUUCAUGGAAUUCCUUCACAAGCUCACCAACUCGAGAAGCAAAGACAUCUAUUUCUGCCUUCCACAAGAGUCUUUAGGUCUUGGAAUUCAUACACUGGUGAACAACGGUGAUUACAAGGAAUUUUUGGAUUUGGCGUAUGCUAAUGACAAGAGAAUGAAUGUAUAUGUGGAUCACCAUAAUGAACCUAUCUUCGACUGGAUUGAGGCUGAGGAAAGUGAAAGUGAAAACGAAGACUUAGAUGAAGAUGAGGAUUCAGUUAUUCAAGAUUCAUAUUCUGUUGAUCAUGAAGAAGAUGAUGCUACCUAUCCAUUUCCAGCAAACAAAACUGCACGUGAUAGAUUUUUAAACAUCCUUUGUGAACCUAUAGAGAGUGAAGAUCAAGAUGAUGAAUACGUGCCACCCCAGUACCCUGUGUAUGAUGAGAGACAGCCAUGGGAUCAGAUGAAACCAAUUAUAGACUAUGGGCCUCCUGGAUGGAUGGAUAGGGAAACAUUUUAUGAGUCAAAUUAUAGAGAACCCAAAAUGAGUGCAAGGAAGAUGAAAGCUAAAGUGUCAACAACAUUCAACAUAAAUGUGAGUGUGGGGCAAUGCAGAAAUGCAAAGAAAUUUGCAUUACAAGAGAUUGAAGGAAGUUUAAUUGAACAUUAUGGGAGAUUGUGGUCAUAUGGUGAGGAAAUUAUCAGGUCAAAUCCUGGGUCUACUGUGAGAUUGGAUGUAGACAUCAUGCCAGAUUCCACAACUUUGUUUUCUAAGUUUUAUGUGUGUUUCAAAGCUGUAAGGGAUGGUUGGUUAGAAGGGUGCAGGCCAGUAAUUGGGCUUGAUGGUUGCUUUUUAAAGGGUAUAGUUAGAGGAGAAGUUAUUUCAGCUGUUGGGAGAGAUGCAAACAACCACAUCUACCCUUUAGCAUGGGCUGUGGUAUGUGUUGAGAAUAAAGAAACAUGGAAGUGGUUCAUAGAUUUGCUUAUGGAUGACAUUAAUGGUGGUCUUGGUGCAGGCAUUACCCUUCUUUCUGAUGGACACAAGGGGUUAUUACAAGCAGUUAAGGAAAAUGUCCAGAAGCUGAACAUAGACAAUGUGCUAGACACAUUCUGGCCAAUUUUAAUAAAAGACAGAGAUCCUACUACCUGGUCUAAGGCAUUCUUUCAAGAAGGAAGAGACUGUGAUGCAGUGGAGAAUGGGGUCAGUGAGAGUUUCAAUUCUGCUAUUAGGCAUGCUAGAAGGAGACCUAUAAUCACUAUGCUGGAGGAGAUUAGGUUAUUUGUGAUGGAAAGGAUAUACACUCAAAGAGUUGAAGGAAUGGAAUGGGAUUUGCUUAUAUGUCCAACUAUUAGGAAGCGUAUAGAACAUCUGAAGGUUAAACAGAGAUUGUGGGGAGUUACUCCUUGUGGUUAUCAAAAGUAUGAGGUUAGAUUCACUGAUGUUGCAUAUGGAGUGGAUCUAAUUGCAAAGAAGUGUGCCUGUAGAAUAUGGCAACUUACAGGGAUACCAUGCUUACAUGGAGUGGCAGCAAUAUCUUACUUAAAUCAUGAUGCUGAGGCAUAUGUGUCCCAAUCAUACACUACUGAGGCUUACCUAAAAUGCUACAAAUAUAGCAUUAAUCCUCUCAAUAGUAGUGAAAUGUGGCCAGAUGUUCCAUACCAUAAUCCUUUGCCUCCCAAAAGAAGAAGAUUACCUGGUAGGCCAUCUGUGAAAAGGAAGAGGGAUGCAAUUGAACGAGAGUUGAGUGGAUCAAGUAGACAAACUGUCUCAAGAAGGGGUAGCAUAAUAAAGUGUGGUAUUUGUAAGGAACCAGGUCACAACAAGAAAAAGUGUCCAUCUAACCAACAAAGCAAUACAUCAGUACCAAGUUCAUCCAGGGGCAGUGGAGCAGACCCAAGUUUAUCCAGGGGCAAUGAAGGACCACCACCACCUGCAGCCCAACAACCUCCUCCACCACCACCUGCAGCCCCCAUGCCAAGAAGAAGGGUCCCAGUUAGUAGAAGUGGAAGGAGGAAAUAUUCUGAACGGAUUAUCAAACAAGCAUUAAGGAGGCAGAUACCUGGGGUUGGGAGCAAUGCAGAUAACCCUUCAGUUAUUGAUUAAUUUAGGGGAUAAUAGUGGGUGGGUAGGAAUAUCUUUUGUAAGGCAGUUGUGAUGUAAAGACAAAGUAGUAGUCUUUUUAUUAUGUUUUUCUAUGGUACUAUCAAGUAGGUGUAUGGGCACAUGGUGGCCCUUCUUUUGUCUAUGCAGGAAUCUUUUGUGUUACCUAGAAACUACUUUUGUGUAUGCAGACAAAAACUUAUAUAACUGUAGAAUAUUAAUGGCGUAUUACAAUGAAUCCAACCACCACAUUCACUUA